UUUGUUUACUUCUGCUUCCGUAGCUUCUAGCUAGCACAGCCCCCGCUGUCUUUUAAACCUCCUCCCGUGCUUCUAGAGUAACACGUAUCCUAAAAUGUCUUCACCGCUUCUUCUCAGGGCCUUCGUGACCGAGCGCCUGACAGCCGCCGCGGAGGAAAUAUUUCAGGUGUUUGAGAGGACGAUAGCAAAAUACGAGGAAGAAGCGAGCAGCUCCCAGCAGGAGAUCGAGCGACUCAGAGGUCUGCUGCUGGAGUUCAUGACAAACCAGAAAAGAGACGUUCGUCAGUUGUCUGUUUGUAAAGAGGAGUCACCGCCUGAGCAGGAGCCAUGUGAGCGCGCACCGAGCAUCAGCGUCCAUAAGGGCAAUGCAGAGCCUCGACAUAUUAAAGAGGAAGACAGCGAACUCUGGGCUGGUCAGGAGCAAGAUGAAAAACAGGCCGAAGAGUUUCAUGAUGCUGAUGUCUCAUAUCCACCUCACUCUUCUGUUUGGGAGGAAAAUGAGCUGGAGGACACGAAACCGUCUCUGCAGCCUGAAGUGCAAAACUGUGAACGUGAUGAGGAGUUUCUGGAGGAGCAGGAAACCAGAACUGUGCAGUUCAUAUUGCCUCUCACAUUGACAUCUUCUUCACAAACUCUAGCCCAAAGUGAAAGUGUCCAGGACAGAAGGGAAAGCGAAAGACCUGCUGCUAGUUUUUCAUCAGAACAAACCCAGACGCCCUUUAGCACUUUCAGAGAAUCCACUGAGUUACCUCAUUUUAACACUGCUGCACCUGACUAUCAUUGCCAUUUGUGCAAUAAAUCGUUUUCCUCCAGCCAUCACCUGAUAAAUCACGCUUUCCACGUGCAUUCAACAGAUGCAGGUGCCAUCUGUGCCGUGUGUGGAAAGACGUUUGAAUCCACCGAAAGCCUUAACAUGCACCUCAAAUCGCACAAGGGCUCAAAAUGUUGCCACAUGUGCGGUAAGCAGUGCAACAGCACGACCGCACUGACCGAGCACAUGGCAAGCCACGCCGGGGUGAAACUGCAUCGUUGCCACGUGUGUGGGAAAGAGUGCAGCCGCAAAGGGGAUUUGAAGAUACACAUGAGGAUUCACACGGGUGAGAAGCCUUUCUGCUGCUCCUUUUGUUGCAAAAGUUUCACCCACAGCGGACACCUGAGGAAGCACAUGAGAAGUCACACAGGCGAGAGGCCUCACCGCUGUGGUAUCUGUGGCAGAGGGUUUCUACAGAGUGCACACUUGAAAUAUCACCUGGGGACUCACACUCAGAAAUACUGACUCAUUCAUCCUUCUGGGCUCAUAUUUAAUAAUGAAAAAUAUUCAAAAGAGACGCCAAACUUUGCUGUAUAAGAGCAAGAAGACCCAUUAUAAAGGUGCUUAAAGCAAAGUGUCAGUGACAUUUAAAGUGGGUCUAAUUCACUUAUUUUUAGCUCCAUGUUUUUGUUCUUGGGCUUUGCAUGAUUCACAGUUCAAAAUAAUCCUUAUUUAUCCUAUUCUGGGCUUUCAGUUCAUCCACUGUCUGAAAACAUGUUUUUAGGUCCUCUGAGCAGCACCCUUGUAAAAACAAGUAUCUGUACUCAGCAGCAGGUUAUUAUUUGGAGAAAUAGAUUGAAGCAUGAACUAAAUUAACUUGAAUUUUAAUGCUGCAUGUAUAGAAUCACCAGUUAAAUCUCAAAACUAAAUAAAGCACUUUAAAAUGUUUGAUUACUUCCCCUAAAAUACAUUUUAAGGAAGGUUUUCCUCUGGAAGUUAACACUUUGUUGUUUCUCUUUAAUAGCUGCUAUCAGGUGACACUGUGAUUGAUCAUCUGUAUGUUCUGAUGUAUCUGAUUGAUUCAUUUUCUUUAAUAAAAAUCACAUUUUACUGAAAGAUGUGUUAUAGAAAACCAAACUGAAUCAGAGUUGGUUUUUAAAUAAACGCGUUUGUUUAUAACAUCGUGACAAGAUGCAUGAAAAGUGCUAAAGAAAGCUACAAACCUCUUAGAUUUAAGCAGUGUAAGCAGCUAAAAAGAAAAGUGAAGGAAAAGUAUUUUAACAGUUUGAUGAGCGCAGGCUCUGAGCUUUACAGUAUGUUUCACUUUACUGUUGACAUGACCUCUGAUCCCCACGAUAACGUCCAGUUUGUAAUGAUUGCUUUCAUACAACAGAAUCUGAAUGGUGUUAAGUCAUCGGUUUAUUUUACUCAGAAAGAACAAACUGGGACACAGUGCACUUUUCCACUCUUAUUUUUCAAAUAAGCAGAUGUUCAGCAGAUGUGCUCUCCGGUACAGCUGCAGCUCGCCUGGUCAUACAAACUUAAAACUGUCACACUUUCAGAGCUGUGUGCCGACCUCAUCAUCAACUGAUUCUCUUCUCCUCUUUGAUUCAUUAAUUAUAACCUUUAUUAUUAAAAGUAAUUUUCCUACUAAUUAACGUCAUCCCACUCACAUUUUUUCACAUACGUAUUUCCUGUGAUCUUUGGGCACACCAAGAAUAAUUUACUGUUAAGAGCAAUUAUAAUAGCUAAAUAAUAUCCAUUCGUCCGUUCUCUUCCACUUAUCCAAUUCAAGGUCGUGGGGAGGCGGAGCCUAUCCCAGCACAAACAUGGGGAGAACAUGAAAACUCCAGUAAACAUCUAUGAUGUUUGUAUGAUAACCUAUCAGGUUCAGUCCUCCUUGGACUUGCCCAUAUUUAAGGGGUGUCCAGGAGGCAUUCUGGUUGGAUACCCAAACAAUGUGAAGACAUCUCUAUCUGUAAGGGAGAGCCUAGACAUUCUCCACAAUGACCUCAUGUACCUGCAGAGAAUGUCUAGAUGUAAAAGUUCACUGGUGUAUGCUGUUGUUUCUCCAUCCAGGGCUUUUAAAGUCAAAACCAGUGACAUGUUUUGCCUUCAUGCUGAUGAGUUCAAGAGUAUUUGAAUGUAACUCUGAAAGUGAGAAAUCUUGAGAUGUCAGUUUGGAAAUGGAUCCUCCACAGUGUGCUGUAGUGGUGAAUUAUCAUGGCCUACUACAGUCUAAUGAAUAAGAGUGUUUGUUUUCAGGAUGAUUGCUUCUCUCUAGAAGUGUGUUUACUUACGGUGGGAAACUGCAUCUUCAUUUUUACAGCACCAUUCAUUCAAAUAUGUAGCACAGAGGUCAAAGUGACAAUUAAUCAACACAGUUUUAAAAACGGAUUGAAAAAAGUAAAAGAAGAGCUGCAACUAUCAUCAAUUAUGUGGACAAGAGAAGCCAAAAGCAGGACACCAGAGAUAGAAUGAUUGAUCGAAAAACAAGUAUUAAUGCUGAAUUAAGUCCAAUGAAAUAACAAAGUCCAGAACAAAGUAAACAGAAAGCAGAAGAUAAACACAAGGACCCAGGGAAUAGAUCCAAAACCAUCGAAACGAUCUGCACACGAGUGAAUGUUUGUACACUGAGUGCAGAUUGGGAAAUUUGGGAGUGAAUUAGAUCAUUGGGCAAUAGGUACACCUGUUCAGCUGCUCAUUAACACAAAUAUCUAAUCAGCCACAUGGCAGCAACUCCAUGCAUUUAGACAUGAAGAUAUAAUCAAAACAACCUGCUGAAGUUAAAGCUAAGGAACAAAGAUGGUUUAAGUGACCAAGGCACCAGACUGGCUGAAACUGCUGAUCUGCUGUGAUUUUCCCACACAACCACAAAGCACAAAAAAUAUCCAGUGAGCCAUGAGUGUAGCUAGUACUCAUGUACUCUCAUUUUUCUAGGCCACCUAGUUGUUACAUUUACAAGAGAAGUUAUGACUGACAAAUUCAGGAUGUACAACACGCAGAGUGCAAACUGACAAAAUAAUUCAGUUCAGUCACAAAGAAAAAGUCCUUUAUUUUUUAGACUGAGCGAUAUGACCUCAGAGAGUGUUAUGUGCAGUGUGUUAUGUGUGUUUUGAUUGGUUAAUAAUGGAGUUUACCCUGAAACGUUUGCCCGCUCUAUUUUUUGCAUACCUCUGUCUAGCCUGAGAAGAAAAUAAUUUACCACUAGGUGGUACUGCAAGAACCUUUAUUUGUCCAUCCAACUUCUCAAUCGGUGUAAGAAAAUGUAUUUUUCCUCUGUUCAUGUGUUCAUCUCAAAACCUUUCCUUCAUUAAA
Oreochromis aureus is the source of this 4069-nucleotide messenger RNA. Its product is annotated as zinc finger protein 79-like. Gene Ontology annotation, molecular function: RNA polymerase II cis-regulatory region sequence-specific DNA binding; DNA-binding transcription factor activity. The transcript has 2 exons. The record is from RefSeq and is a predicted model, not a curated record. Lineage: Eukaryota; Metazoa; Chordata; Actinopteri; Cichliformes; Cichlidae. Gene Ontology annotation, biological process: regulation of transcription by RNA polymerase II. Bases 95 to 1276 code for a protein of 393 amino acids.